This is a messenger RNA of Prorocentrum cordatum, 1959 nucleotides long. The record is from the annotation of a GenBank genome assembly. NCBI's taxonomy places the organism in Eukaryota, Dinophyceae, Prorocentrales, Prorocentraceae.
AUGGGCGCGCCGAGGCACGUCGUCUGCGUCCUGGGGGGGACCGCGCUCCAGGACGACUGCUCCGAGGCGCUGGUGCAGGCCCUGGCGCGAGACCUGGCCGCGGGCCUCGGCCCCGAGGUGGCCUUCGUGACCGGCGGGCUGCCCGGCGUGCAGCGUGUCUUCGCGGACCAUUGCGGCGACGGUUCGCGCCUCUGGAAUCUGUUGCCGCGCGCGGAGUCCAGCGGCUACGCCGUCGGCCGCGACGUGCACGCGGGCGCGGACCUGGCGGAGCGCAAGGAGGUCUUCGGCCAGCUGGGAGACGUCUACGUCACCGUGGAGGGCGGGCCUGGGGUGGCGCAGGAGUGCCGAGCCGCCGCGGCUCGCGGCGCAGCCAUCGUCCCACUGAUGCGCAGCGGCGGCGCGAGCGCCGGGAUGUUCGAGUUCCCCCCAGAGGCGCUGCAGAGGCCCGCGUUUGCGACCCAGGUGCACGAUGGGGACGGGCGUCCGAGCGAUGGCAAGAUCCGCGGCAAGAUCCGCGGCACGUUCUUCUUCUCGGCGAGGUGCGCCCGAGGGGGCACGGGCGCCCCGAGCGCCGGGCGAGAGGCCCGCGGCCCCGCGGAGAGGCUGCCGGCGAGCCCGAGCGGGCUGCGGGCGAGCCCCGGCCCGCUGCCGCGCGCGGCGGCCGGGAGCUCCGCGUGCAGCCCGCUCGUCAGCCCCCGCCGCGGGCUCGACAGCCCGCUCGCCAGUCCGCGCGGCCGGCGGCAGGUCGGCGACCUGCAGAGGGCCCUCGUCGACGACUUCGCCGUGGAAGUGUGGCGAGAGCUGCACGCCAUGCACGGGCACCAGCUGGACGUGCCGGCGGUGUCUCGCGAGCGGACUCCCGGGGCAGGCCACCCCAUCUGCUUCGGCACCGAGCAGGACCUGGCGGCCGCCUGCACGAAGCUGCACGCCGCCGCCGGGCCCGCCCGUGCGGGGAAGGCCGGCGAGCAUCGCGGGGGCCCGCCGGCCGCGGGCACCGCGCCGGGGCGCAGGAGGGCCGACGUGGUGCAGCGGCUCUACAGCAACGAGGUGUCCAGGCAGCGGCGGAGAGACGUCAAGGAGAGGUGGGAGAAGGAGGAGAUGCAGGAGUGCACCUUCACCCCCAAGAUCACCCGCCUUGUGAUGGCCGGGGUCGCCGAGCAGGUCGGGAGCAAGGCUGACGUGUCCGAGCGGCUGUACGCGCACGGCAGGGAGCGCGAGGAGGCGCUGAGGGAGGCGCGCGAGCAGCACCUCGCGAGGGAGGCGCGCCUGCUGCAGGAGAAGAGCGUCGUCAGCGGGCCGAAGAGCGUGCCCGCGUGGAGCGUGUUCGAGCGGAGCCGCAAGUGGAGGAGCCAGGUGGACAGGAGGAUCGCUGAGCGGAAGGAGGGGGCGGCGCAGCAGGAGGAGAAGGAGCUGCAGGAGUCGUCGGUCCACAAGAGGCUGAAUGAGCGGCUGACCGGGUCGGCGGCGGCGGCCAAGAGGGAGGAGGCCGUGGACAGGCUCUACAGGAUAGACCUCAAGAAGAGGAAGGCGCGCGCCGAUGAGAGGAUCAGGAGCCGCCAGAUGGACAUCGAGAAGGAGUUUCAAGAGCAGGAGAUGAGGUCCGUCCACGCCAGGGCAGCGGCGAGGGGGCGCGCGGGGCGCCGCGCGGCGCCGCUGGCCGGCCGCGGGCCCGGAGGGGAGGACGAGGAGGUGGACGAGGCACGCCGUGAGCUCGUCCUGGCGCUCUUCGACGCCCUCGGGCGCGGGCGCGAGCGCCUGGGGCCGCCGGAGCUGCGGCGCCUCUCGGGCCUGUGCGGGUUCUGCGGCGGCGACGCCGCCUGGGGCGCGCAGUACGAGCAGCUGGCCGACAUCUACGGCUUCGAGGCCCGCCAGGGCCUCAGCGCCGACACUUCGGGGCCCUCGUCGGAGACGCGGAUGGGAGGCUGCACUGCACCGAGGACGACUUGCACUUCCUGCUGA